AUGGGUCCCGGGCGGCGCAUGAAGAAACAAGGCCCUCCGGCUUCGCUGGAAGAGCUGGGUCUUGCUCCCAAGAACAAGCGAAAGCAUCACGAAGUCGCCCCGCAAAGUGGACCAGCGAAGAAGCGCAAGAAGUCUACAGACGAGGAGCCCGAAGUUGUAGAGCCGAAGAAGUUGGUCAAGCUCGAUCGACUUAUGCGAGAAGAUGGCAACAUCAAGCCCACAAAGAAGCAGAAGAAGCAGAAGCAGAAAUUUGUGAAUGAGGAUGCCCAAAUUACUGUUCCGCCAACAAUGCCGCAGAUCUUCGAAGAAGAGGACGACGAGGACGAUGAAGAGGCGCCAGAUCUAGUCCAGAACGGGGCCAGCGACGCCAACUUCUCAGAGGAAAGCGACGAGGAAGUUGACGAAAUGGCUCUGGAAGAUCUAGAGGACGCUUCAUCGUCGUCUGGCUCCGAGUCGGAUUCCGUGUUUGAUUCCGACGACCAGCAGCAACAAAAGCGUGGCGCCAUGUUCUCGGACGAAGAAGAUCUCUCCGACGCUGAAGCUGCUCUGACGGCCGCCAAUAUCGAAGGUCUUUCCCGAAAGCUUGAUGCCGAGCAAGCAGAAGCCGACGCGGACGCUCAAGCCGAACUCGAAGAUGACGCUAUGCAAACCAACAUUGCAGCUGACUCCGCCCUACUCGAUACUGCUGGCAAUACAACCAAUCUGGCACCUGACUUAGCCCUCAUUCGCAACCGUAUGACCGAGUCAAUCCGUAUCCUCAGCAAUUUCAGCACUACUAAUCCUACCAAAUCCCGCUCCGAGUACACUGAGUUGCUGAUUGCCGAUAUUUGCGUGUACUACGGCUAUAAUGAAUUUCUGGCACAAAAGCUUUUCUCCCUAUUCUCUCCACAGGAGGCAUUCGCCUUCUUCGAAGCCAACGAGACACCUCGACCAAUAGUUCUCCGCACAAACACGCUACGGACGAAUCGCCGGACGCUUGCACAGGCACUAAUCAAUCGUGGUGUCGUCCUUCAGCCCGUCGGGAAGUGGUCGAAAGUCGGCCUUCAGAUAUUCGAAGCACCCGUACCACUUGGUGCUACACCCGAGUACCUGGCUGGUCACUAUAUACUACAAGCCGCCUCCUCCUUUCUGCCAGUCAUGGCUCUCGCGCCGCAGCCAGGCGAGCGCGUGCUCGACAUGGCCGCUGCACCCGGUGGCAAGACCACUUACAUUUCCGCUUUGAUGCGAAACACCGGCGCAGUGUUCGCCAACGACGCCAACAGAAAACGUGCGAAGGGUCUCAUUGGCAACAUCCACCGCCUGGGCGUGAAAAACGCAAUUGUCUGCCACUACGACGCGCAGAAGGCCUUCCCGAAAAUACUUGGAGGCUUCGAUCGCAUCUUGCUUGAUGCUCCUUGCUCCGGCACCGGCGUCAUCGGCAAAGAUCCCAGUGUGAAGACUUCGAAGAACGAAAAGGACUUCCUCAUGCUUCCCCACAUGCAGAAGCAACUUCUUCUCGCAGCUAUCGAUAGUGUUGAUCACGCCUCCAAGACGGGCGGCUACGUUGUCUACUCUACCUGCUCGGUCACAGUCGACGAGAAUGAAAGCGUGGUGCAGUACGUACUACGCAAGCGACCCAACGUCAAGAUCGUCGAGACUGGACUACCGGAAGGCUUCGGCACAGAGGCAUUCCGCGCGUUCGAGGGCAAAAAGUUCGACGAGCACAUGAACUGGGCAAGACGGUGGUACCCUCACAAGGAGAAUGUCGAUGGCUUCUUCGUCUGCAAGCUGCGGAAGACCGGUCCGAGCCCGAUCUCGACAGCGACUACUGCUGCCGCAGAUACGAACGGCACUAUAGCGGGCACUAAGACUGCUCGCCGAGGAAGUGCCUCCGAUGCCAGCACAAAAGACGACGAUCCGGAAGAAGCGGAAGACGACUUCGCCAACUUCGACGACGAAGCCGACGCAGAAGUGAUGAAGCGCGAAGAGCGCAAGCGACUCCGCAAGAAGGGCAUUGACCCACGAACCGCCGAUUUCGACAAGUCCAAGGCCAAGACCCCCAAGCCUCCAAAAUCCGCGAAUUCGAGACGCGUAAAUGGAACGACGGACCCGGACUCUGGCUCGAAGCGAGUGAACGGCACGACAGCGGUCAAGAACGCAAAAUUCAACGGCGGAACGAAAGCGAGCAGUACUCUGGACAAGAAAAUCGAGAAAGGCGAGAUUGUCAGUGAAAAGCCGAAGGAGGAGAAGCUUAAAGUGCAGAAGAAAAGCGAAAAGAAGUCAAACGGCAGCGUGCAGCCGCUGACUUCGGCAGGACCAGUGAAGAAGAGCAAGAAUCGCCCAGACAAGAAGAAGUCGAUCCUGAAGAAGGCGAACUAG
Molecule: messenger RNA, 2358 nt
Organism: Cyphellophora attinorum
Lineage: Eukaryota; Fungi; Ascomycota; Eurotiomycetes; Chaetothyriales; Cyphellophoraceae
Product: 25S rRNA (cytosine-C(5))-methyltransferase nop2
Exons: 1
Coding region: 1-2358 (785 amino acids)
Biological process (GO): maturation of LSU-rRNA; rRNA base methylation
Cellular component (GO): nucleolus
Molecular function (GO): RNA binding; rRNA (cytosine-C5-)-methyltransferase activity
Source: RefSeq, a predicted model, not a curated record